CACACUGCACAUGCGCUCUAGUCCAGUUGUCGUGGCGAUGGUUGUCUUCAUGAAGAUCUGAGCAAGAAGAGUCCAGUUUGCUGCUCUAGAUACACUUUGUGUUAUUAAAACGAUAGUUGUGUUAUAGUUAUAGAAAACGGAGCACUUAGCAGAUGCAAAACUAUCAGAAUAUCGUGAGUUUAAUGAAGAUAAAUAUCAACGUGGCCGUGUGUUAGCAGGAAUAACUAGCGUUUGUUUUGCUAGCUAGCUAAACGUUGUGCAUCAAACUGUAUUUAAUGGACCUUAAAUAAUUAAAUACGUUCAGAGUUUGUGCACAAAAGCUGUUAUCUUGACGAUUAAAGAAAGCAAGACAAAUAACACUUUUGCUAAGUGGUUAUAAUCAGAGCCAACGACUCUCACCAGCUGCUGUGUUUGUUGGCUUGAACAACAAUGUGACUGCAGUCUGGUAGCAGUAGGAUGGACAGAGACUUGUUGAGGCAGUGUCUCACUUAUCAUGGAGAAUCACUGUUCAACAAGCUGAAAUGUGAACAAACAGAAAACCCAGACUUUCAAGCUGUGGUGGCUGACCUGUGCAAGGUCACCUGUGAAAGCAACAGUGAUGGGCAGGAUAGUCCUCUUGUGGAGCAGUUCAUUGCCAGGAAAGCAGACAUCCUGUUCUGUCCAACAUGGAAGACCGCCACUCAUCAAGAAGAGGAACAUGAGGAGGAAGACGCUGCAGAGCCAUAUGCCAUCAUGCCACCAGUGGAGUUAUUCAUGGAGGUGUCUUAUGAGGAAAGAAGAGUCAUGCUGUACAGGGACUUGGAAAGAGGAGACAUUGUGGUGGGGAGGAUCAACAACAUUAGAGAAUACGGCUUCUUUCUCACUCUGCUUUGCACGGCAGGAGGACUGAGGAGAGACAUAGAAGACCUAGAGUUGUCGGCUCUAUGUCACAUCAGAGAAAUUCCCUCCACUGGCAGCCAUGAUGAUCCUCUUUCCUACUACCAGAUCGGGGACUUCAUCAGAGCUGCAGUGAAAGAUAUUGACCGCUACCAGGAGAAAAUCACAGUUUCCCUCCAUCAGGCGUCUAUUUCUCCCAUCUUUGAGCACGUCAAACUGGGUGUCUUUCCUCGGGAGGAGCUGCCCAUCCACUACAGUCGUAGCGUUCGUGCAGCCGCUGACUCCACUGAGACGUAUGAGUGUAUACUCAAGAGUUGCCAUGGUUACCACAACCCCUCUGUAGUGGACUACCUGCUGGAAAAGGUGGGAGUUAGUGACAUCCACCCACCAUCAAUGAUGAGAGGACUACAAAGUAAACUUUUCCAAGAGGAGGAUUUUGCCUCUGCAAUCAGGAAGAAACAGUCUGCAUCGUGGGCUUUGAAGUGUGUCCGUGCAGGUGUGGACCACUUCAAACAUGGCCGUCAUGUGGAAGCCAUGAACGAAUACAACAAGGCCUUGGAUAUCGACACAAAAAAUGUAGAAGCACAGGUGGCACGUGGAGCUCUGUAUGCUAACAAAGGCAGCAUCGUGAAGGCUAUAACAGACUUUGAAUUGGCCCUGGAGAGCUGUCCAGAUCACCGCAACGCCAAGAAGUACCUCUGCCAGACACUGGUGGAAAGAGGAAAACAGCUUGCAGAACAGGAGAAACUAGUGACAGCGGAAGGAUUGUACAGGAGAGCUCUUUCUCUAGAUGACUCAAACCCUGAGGCGCAGGAGGCCCUGCACAAGAUCACAGACAUGAUACAGAAAUCGAUUCGCCUCCGAGAAGAAGCGCUGGCUAAGGAGCAGGAGAAAGCUACGAGCAGCCAGACCAGUGCUGAGAAAUUGCGUAAGAUCUUAAAAGAGGAGAAGAGGAUGAAGAAAAAACGGAAGAGAUCGGCCUCUUCCUCUUCGCCGUCCACCACUUCCUCCAGGAACUCCUCUCCUUCUUCAUCGUCUUCCUCCUCUCGCAGGAGGUCCAAAAAGAAGAAAAAGAAGAGGAGGAAGUCUGAACGGGGAAGUAAGCGCCAUCGCAGGAUCUCUUCACGGGGGAGCAGCAGGAGGAGUGAGGAGGGUAAGAGCGAGAGAGACAGGAAGGAGAAAGAGGAGGACGAGGUGGAGUGGUAUCCCGCUCCUCCCAACACCUCCGCCACCUUUCUUUACCAGAAGGGCGGCCCGGGGUUUGGAGAGAGGGAAGAGGAGGAGGUAAUGGAGAAGGAUGCCGAAGAUAGACGCAUCUCUCAGCUGUAUUCUCUGUCUGCAGCUUCAGGGGACGAAGAGUCCGACUCCUCACGCAGAGAAAGGAAGAGAAGGGACAGUGAGGAGAGCAGGACAAGGAGAGGGAAAAGCAGUCUGAGCAGAAGCCCAGAAAGAGAAGAGAGGGGGAGCAGGAGUAGUGAAAGGAGGGAUAAGAGCAGGGACAGAGGGAAGGAGGAUAACAGGAAAGACAGGAGAGACAGUGACUCUAAGAGGAGAGGUAGCUUAGACGAGAACAGAAAGCGAAAAGUGUCCUGCUCGUCCGCUGAGUCCGCGUAUUCACGGAAAUCCAGUUCCAAAUCUGAAUAUUUAGGGAACUCCGGCUCUGCGUCAAAACGCGUAGAGAGUAGGAUGAGACAUGACUCUUACAACAGGAACUCCUUCGGUGGUGGCAGGCAUGAGAACAGAGGGCGGGAGGAAAUUCAGGAGGUAGAGGAGGCAAAGAGAGGGAAGGACAGCAGAAAGGGGAAAGUAGAAGAUGACAGCAGCAGGUCAGAUGCAGGAAACAGUAAAAGAUCAGAAGGUGCUGGGAAUCAUAAACAGAGUAGUUUGACCUCAGUGCCGGGAGGAAGGCCUAAAACAGACCUCCCUUCAAACCUGCUGGACAUUUUCAGUCAGAUUGCCCAGUUUGAGAAGGAGAAAGGAGUCGGGCCAAAAUAAUAACGCAAAACCAAAAGUCCAGGAUGUGCCCGAUACUAGUGAAACAAGACUGUGAAACGGAUGUUUGUACCAUGAAUUCAUUCAUUCAUUCUGGACUGCGCGUCAAAGCUAACACUGUUGAAGCAGUGGCCAAAUGUGUCAUUGAUCGAAUGUUCCCAGUUGUUGUACCUUUAGUGUUAGAGAAAACGCCUGAGUCAUUUUACUUUGAAAUGUCUUAUGUUAGAUUUAAGGUCUGUGAGCAACUGUUGUAGUCAAAAUGUAUUAAAAUGUUCAUCUGAACUUGUUGAAAAACUAUAAUUUAAAUUAAAUACUUUCCCAAAUAACGUGAUAACAUGUUAUCUGGUGAUUAUUAGUGUAUUUCAAGAGAAGAACAUAUUC
This is a messenger RNA of Sebastes umbrosus (honeycomb rockfish), 3249 nucleotides long. It is a transcript of the gene ttc14, whose product is annotated as tetratricopeptide repeat domain 14. Gene Ontology annotation, molecular function: nucleic acid binding; protein binding. The coding region runs from base 457 to 2871 and encodes 804 amino acids. The transcript has 12 exons. NCBI's taxonomy places the organism in Eukaryota, Metazoa, Chordata, Actinopteri, Perciformes, Sebastidae. The record is from RefSeq and is a predicted model, not a curated record.